UGUCAGCGGCCGUGGAGUGCGGUGUUUGUGAGUUGCGGGGCGCGAAAAAAAAAAGCACAUGUGUAUCGUGACAUCGCUUGGCGUCCGUUUAGUGUGUGACAACGUAAUUGAAGUAGAUUUAUUUGGUGCCGCAAACAAUUCUAAAAACAUUUCCUCUCAUCAAUUCCGGCCUCGUAAUACGUGCACAUUGCACCGCGUGAAUGCAUGUCGGAAUUCCCGCAACGCACAACCUCCUUCCCUUUCCGAUUCUCCACCCCUCUGACGGACUGCAUUGAUUCUAGUUUAAAUCGUUCGAGUGCAGUAAUUGCAUCGUUGUAUAGCCGAUUCUGUUGCCUUCUUGAUUCAGGUAUACACUGAGGCUCAUUGUUAUGCCAAGAUAUGACGAGAUGACAUUAUUACCCGUGCUGAUUAUACUUGAGUUGUUUUUAUUGUCCGUAGACGAGGAGCCAAAAAUUAUCAUUAUCACCGCUACCAGGCAGUGAUAAUAAUUUUAGUGGUGUAGUGAAAAGAAAACUGUCGAAGUAUGGUGUAUGUUAUACUUGAAAAAAAACUAGAGAAUAAUAAGACACGGUCUAUUAAAUUAACGAGGGACGUUAUUUUGAAAUCCUUAAACUAACAAUACGCACAAGCAAAGAAGAAUAAAUUAUUAUGCAACAGGCCACACGAUAAGUUGGCAGAGGAGUUAUACGUACAUACAUAUAUCAGUUGGCCUUCAACUCGGUUUUUUGUUCUUCAUCAUCGUCGGUGUCGUCGUGAACGGAACGUUCAACUGCUGGAUGAGUAUAAUGCAUCAAUCGAUACAUUUCCGUUAAUGCUGAUCGUUGAGCAUUGUCGCUGUUGUCUGCAUUUUACAUCAUCUUUGAUCAACGAUUUAAUCAUCUCUGCCAGCUACCACAGACAUCAAAAGGAUCGGAAAAAUGACAAAUUUAGUUGACGGCUAAUUACAGCAGCGAUCAGUUCCGCACGACGGUGUCUGAAUAGCACGUUGGGACACUUUGUCAUUAUCUUCUUCUCGUUCAUUUUCCUUUCAAUUUCAAACCGUCAAAAGUGCCAAGAUGACUGUCACCUACACAGCGGAAGUUGCAACCUGUCGCGGAUUUGGAUGCUUCAUCAAACUUUUGCUCAGUCUCUACUCACAUAACCGGAUACACUCAGCGGGACUGAUAAAUAGCUUAUCUCGAUCAACUCAUCAUUGUCAAAGAUAGGACUGUACGCAUUGAGGCGUGUGCUAGACAUCGUCACUGAUUAUUGCACAAUCUAGUCCCGUUAUUAUACUUACCACUUAACGUUACAGAGAUGGCGAGCCAGCGUUUACAAAUUGGUGUGGUUCGACUUAGCUGCUUUUUUAAUACUGAACUAUGCUAUUACGGGCAUACAUCGUUUUCUCCUGGAUGACGUGCAAAAAGGACACUUUAAGGCAGUUGUCGAGUAUUGCAAGGCGUACAGCGACAAAAUUCCACUGUCUUUUGUACUCGGUUUCUACGUCAGUAUCGUCAUGACCAGGUGGUGGAAUCAGUACAUGAUUAUUCCUUGGCCCGACUCUAUUGCAGUUUUUGUUUCUGCAACUAUUCACGGCCAAGAUGAACGCGGAAGACUUAUGCGGCGUACCAUUGUGAGAUACGUCUGCGUUUGCUUGACUUUAGUGCUUACCAACAUAUCGCCUAGAGUUAAAAAGCGAUUUCCAACAUUGGAACACUUUGUUGACGCUGGUUUACUGCUCGAAAAUGAAUUGUCGAUAUUCCAAAGCCUUAACGCCAAGUUUCCAAAGCCUGGCAAACACUGGUUACCUAUAGUAUGGGCCUCAAGCAUCGUUACUCGUGCUCGAAAAGAGGGCAGAGUGCGUGAUGAUUUUGCUGUGAAAACUUUGAUCGACGAGUUAAACAAGUUUCGAGGAAACGCCGGAAGGCUCAUACAUUAUGACAUGAUCAGUGUGCCUCUGGUCUACACUCAAGUCGUCACACUGGCAGUAUACUCAUACUUUUUGACCUGUAUCAUGGGAAGGCAAUGGACAGGUGAUUUGUCGGCGGAAGCAAUUGACUUGUAUUUUCCCUUCUUCACGACUCUUGAAUUUCUAUUCUACAUGGGGUGGUUGAAAGUGGCCGAAACUUUGAUAAAUCCUUUUGGCGAGGACGACGACGACUUUGAAGUUAACUGGAUAAUAGACAGAAAUUUACAGGUGAGCUAUCUGAUUGUCGAUGAAAUGCAUCACGAACAUCCGGAACUUAUUCGCGAUCAAUAUUGGGAUGAAGUAUUCCCAAUGGAAUUGCCCUACACAGCGGCUGCACAGCCUUUCCGAGAAGAACAUCCCGAGUCUUCAACCGCCGGUAUUCAACUCUCCGCUGCUCAGCAAGAAUUGCAGCCAUCAUCGGUCAGGAUUGAAGAUCUGGCACCGGAGUACAAUACCAAAUUUCACAAUGAUCUAGCAGACGACGCUGCAUCGGGUAUACACUUUACUGCAGGUGGAAAAAUGUCAAGAAGUGGAAGCAGAGUCAGUACCAGAGAGCGCAGAUUCAGCGGGGGAUCAACACCUAGUAAUAUUGGCGGUUCGCUCACGAGAGUAAACAGCGUAACUAACGUUCUACGGAGGCUUUUCAGUAGGGAAGAUAGACCCGACGGUAAUAAAGUAAACGACGAUACCAGGACACCAGGAAAAAUUCCAAAUUCAAACUCAACAGCUUCUUUGCAGCAGUCUCGAUUUGCCGGUGGCGGAUCGAUGAGAAUUGGAGUAAUCGAGGAGGUUGAUGAACAGAUGACCAUGACGUCGAUGCGGCCGGAGACUAGGCCUCACGUUCAAAGCAUUUUCCCGCAGGGCGCACCACCUCCUUCUGCUCCUAUGAACGUCCCGGGAACAGUUUCCCCAAUGAAUGGUCGAAAUGGUGGCGAAAUUCUAUCAACGAGCGCGCCUGCUGCGGCGAUCAGACUUCCCAGUGCGCCAAGAACCCAACGCAGUACGCAAUCGGCUCGAUCAAGUGCUGCCUUCGAGUCUGCCCCAGGCUUUGAGAUGGGACCUGUGAUCGAUAUAGAUAAUAUUAGCAUGAGUAGUACAAGCACGAUGAAUUCGGAUGACGAAUUUUUAAAGCUUAAAACUGAAAGGGAGAAACAACGGCGGGAAAAAGCGGUUUUAAAGCUUGCACGAAGCAUUAGCGCCCAGACGCAGAUAAAUCACGGUGGAAAUCUUAAUGCGAGCGAUUCAGAGGCUCUUUUAACGGAGCUCACACAGUCCUCUCGUAUUUCGAUUAGGCCUAGGAACGAUAAUAACACCGAUCACGUUUAGCGCACGAAAUAACUUAGGUGAAUUCUUUUCUCUUUCUUUCUCUUCGUCUAUAUUGUGUUACAUUUCAUCGUAUGCGCGUUAAACGAUCUGCACUUCAAGUGGAAUUCUCCCACUAUAGAUAGUUAACAGUGAUGACACGAAAUUCAUGAGGUGGCUCAAUUUUUGCAGAAUAAUGUUUUAUCGUAUAACACUGGUGCGUUUUUUAGUCUUUUUGUCAUGUAUAUUACCGUCGUAAAGACACACUUGUCACUGCUCAAUAUUCGACACACGUAUUGCAUUCCCGUAAUACAUAAUGUUGUUACUAUAUGACGAAAUCAGUAUAAAAAGAAUUGUUUUAAAUAUAUAUUCUAAUCACAUACAAACACACAUGAGGUAAGCAAUUCCAUGCAAAGUCAAACUGUACUUAGAAAAUUUUUAUAGUGAGUAAUGUUUACUACUCAAUUCACAACAUGUUUUGUUGUUUUUUACUAUUGUCUUAUUUUUAAUGCAACGAGACGCGAUAAUUGUAUCGCACUUGUAAAUAUUAGUUGAAAUUCAACAACUUUAGUAUCUUGUAUAACUAUCUAGAUGUAGUUAUUUAGAAUUUAGUAAUUCAAGUUUGUAUUUAAAAAUCAACACAAGUUAGAGAAGCUUCAAUGAUCGAUUAAACUAGUUAGGUUAUUUUAAUGAUUUUGAUUGAUAACAUUAGACGCUUAACUAAAUCGAAUAAUACCUGGGUUGUGGUCGGCUAAGUUUAUUAUAUUUUCUUUAAUUUUAAUAUGCAUAUUAUUUAUAUCCACGAGUAACGAGAUAUAUUAAACGUCGUUGAUGUAUUAUUUAUUAUUACUAAUAUUAUUAUUGUUAUUGUGGUUAUUUUUAUAAUUUUUAAAGAACAAACAAGUGGUCAUAGGCUAAAGGUGCUUUAUAUUUUGUUUCGUUUGUUUCAUAUCGCAUUUUGCGAUAAAUAUUUAUAAACACAUGAAAAAUUCGAAACGAUAUAGAUCUUUUGAUAUGGUCGAAGUAUUAUCUUACACGUACCUACUAAUGUGUUUUUCGAAUCAUUCGCUGUUAGAUACAAUUGUCUGAAGAUGAUAACACUCUUAAUAAUAAACCACCAAUCUUGUGUGGCGGAAUUUUUACGCAUUAUUAUUGUUAUGAGUGUUAUUAUUUUUUUCUUUUAAUUUUUUGUGAAAUGGCGAGAGAUAAGACAUCAAAGUUAAUCAUUCGGUAAUCAACAAUUGUAACCAAAUCCUUGCAUUCGGAAUCCAAUUUAUGAAAGUUAAUGAAAGUAAAAUUUGCCUCCGCACUUUUUCAUUGCACUGCAAAAAUAUUUAGGAAGUCUAAAAUACAUACCAUUGUAGCGAAAUUAAGAAAAAAUAGGAACAACAAUUUUACCUGCACGGUGCAAUUUUACUAGCCACGUAUUUAAGUACGAAAUAAAUUAAUCGUUUUAACCUUAUUAUGUCACAUAUUGACAUAUUUUCGGGUGCCUUUACGCUGUGCCUACGUUUUAAGUACGGAAAGUUUUAGGCGACCCAUUAGCUUGUUAUUCACACUAUGCUCAAAUUCACGCAAUGCUCAAAUUUCAAAAACUUAUACUUACGUAUAUCCCCACAAUCGGAAAAGAAUAGAAACGGAUUGAGAAUUUCAAUACGAUCUAUUGCGAUUUCUUUAUCUAGACGGAUGUUUCGUAUUCUUCGAGAAGAAUUAAUUCGGAUAGAAAGAAUUGAAUCGGAUUGAUAAUUGUCAUCCCUUAUUCUAAAUAAAUAAUUGAAACGAACAAGCUAUUAGAGGUGCCAUUGUCGCGAAUAUGACGGGAUAGGACAGAACAGAUAAAAUCGAAUAGAAACGAAUAAACAGAUUCAAACGAACAGUGGCUCAUUGGAAUAACUCAUGCUUAAUUCGGAAACUUGAAGAAAUGGGAUUCAUAAUUCUGCUAAUCGUUCCGUUUCUAUUCUUUUCCGAUUGUUGGGAUUCACGAACGAGUAUUGAAAUCUGCUAACAUUCCGACAAUAAUAUGUUCUCUCCACAUUUAAAUAACGAAACCGCAAAUUGCUCUUUGUAAUAUAUUUAUAUUACGUAUAUUCAAUACCCUUUGCUACGAUAUUGUACUCAAGUAAUUAUGUAUAACAUAGAUAAUCUAAUUAAGGUUUGGAAAGUUGAGGGAAAAAGUGUGUAUAUUACACCAGUCACUGAUUAGUAUGCAAUUAGUUAUACGUAUUUUGUUUGUUUUACCAUUCUAUAAAAUGUGUAUCGUUCGAUUGCAACGAUGCGUUAAAUACAGAAUAAUGCGGCUAGCUUAAGCUACAUAUAAUAGGAAACAAGUACUGAACGAAUAUAAACUCUUUUCUAUUGGUUUUUCUGUACAUAAAAAAUUGUCAUUUAAUAUAGGCUCGCAGUCUCGAUAUGAUUCAAAUUUAUCUUGUACGUCAAUAUUUUUAAUUAGUAAUUCUCGUUUGCCAUCCAAAGAUUCCAAGGGAUGAUUACCUGGUGCUUGACUUGUGCAUUGGGUUACGCAUCAAUUAUCAUUGUUUACCAGUAUUACUGUUUUACAACAAAUAACCUAUGUCAAAUCGCUUCUGCGUGUAUAAUAAGCAAUAAGGAUUUCUUCAAGGUUUAAAAGACGAUCAAAAAUUUCUUGUAAGUUUUCAGAAGUUGAGGUAUAUU
Molecule: messenger RNA, 5920 nt
Organism: Neodiprion fabricii
Lineage: Eukaryota; Metazoa; Arthropoda; Insecta; Hymenoptera; Diprionidae
Product: bestrophin-4
Exons: 9
Coding region: 1496-3274 (592 amino acids)
Molecular function (GO): chloride channel activity
Source: RefSeq, a predicted model, not a curated record